AUGCUCCUCCCGCCGCCGAACAAAACCCUCAAGGGCCACAAGCUGCUCAUCCUCUCGCAGUGGGUGCCGCCGCAGGAGUACCUCGACAAGCUGAGCUCCGAGUUCCCGGAUCUCAAGGUCGUGCAUCACGAGCUGGGCUGGGCCGACAGAAAGCCUGGCGACAGCUUCAACCAGGACGAGUGGAAGGAUGUGACAAUCCUCUUGACCGGCAGCGCCCUGCCCACGCUCGAGGAAGCGCCUAAGCUGCACUACGUCCAGCUGCAAAGCGCCGGCGCGAACCACAUCCUCAAGGACCCGCUGUUCAAGGACACUGACGUGAGCUUUUGCACGGCGAACGGUGUUCACGGACCUCAGAUCUCCGAGUGGAUCAUUGCGACGUUCCUCUCAUUCCAGCACCAGCUUCCCAAGUACAUCGAUUACUACCGCGCAGGCCACUGGCAGCGCGGAAAUGACUUUGUCGAAGACGCCGUCGGCCGCACAAUAGGAAUCCUCGGCUACGGUAGCAUCGGCAGACAAACCGCCCGCGUAGCCACGGCUCUCGGCUUCAAGGUUCACGCCUACACCCUGCACCCGCGGCCGACCCCUGACUCGAAGCGCGACAACACGUACACGCCGCCCGGCCUCGGCGACCCGGAGGGCAAGUUCCCGGCCAAGUGGUUCUCGGGCGCCUCCAAGGCCGACCUGCACGCGUUCCUCGGCUCUGGCCUGGACCUGCUUGUCGUCGCGACGCCGCUGACGGACAAGACGAGCCACCUGCUCACCGCGACCGAGUUCGAGAUCCUCUCCGAGAAGAAGACGUUCAUCUCCAACAUUGCGCGGGGCCCCAUCAUCAACACGGACGACCUGAUCACCGCGCUGGACAAGGGGACGAUCCGCGGCGCCGCGCUCGAUGUCACGGACCCGGAGCCGCUGCCGGACGGCCACCCGCUGUGGAAGGCGAAGAACCUGCUGAUCACGCCGCACAUCAGCGGAAUGUCGACGAGUUACCAGGACCGUGUUUUGGGGAUUUUGGAGUUGAAUUUGCAGAGGCUGAGCGAGGGCAAGAAGCUCACCAACCUGGUGAACAAGAAGGAGGGCUACUAG
Molecule: messenger RNA, 1083 nt
Organism: Colletotrichum spaethianum
Lineage: Eukaryota; Fungi; Ascomycota; Sordariomycetes; Glomerellales; Glomerellaceae
Product: D-2-hydroxyacid dehydrogenase
Exons: 4
Coding region: 1-1083 (360 amino acids)
Molecular function (GO): NAD binding
Source: RefSeq, a predicted model, not a curated record